UCUGAGCAACACUUCAAGUUCAGAAGAUUUGAACAGGCUGCUAAAGACAUGUGGAACUACAGACAUGACUGCCGUUUCCAGACCAGACUGCGUCACUGGAACAAGAACAUGCUACCUGAUGAAAAGCCCAAUUUAGGGUUCUACCUUGGACAGAGGCCUUCUUUGCCAGAUGGUGUCUACAUACAUGAGUUCCACAAUCACUGGAAAGGAAGCUACGACAUGCUGGAGCGUGUGCACACUUUCAUUCAGUGGUUGUUCCCUCUGCCAGAGGAAGGCAUGAACCCGGAGGCCUGGCCACUGACAAAAGAAGAAAUAAAGGAUUUCUGUGACAGUGACACUGCAAAGAAGAACCUGCUUCAGUCCUACAAGCUCAUGUUAGACUUCUAUGGCUUGAAGUUGUGUGAUGAAAAGACUGGAGAAAUCAAGAGAGCCUCAAACUGGGAAGACCGAUUCUACAACCUGAACAAUCACACUCAUAACAACCUGCGCAUCACCCGCAUCCUGAAGUGCCUGGGUAUCCUGGGGUUUCCACAUUUCCAAACUCCCCUGGUCCAGUUAUUUCUGAAGGAGACUCUAAUCCACGGAGAACUUCCAAGUGUCAAGGACAGUGUCCUCAACUACUUUGUGUUUGCUGUCCGGGACAAGAAGCAACGCAGGGACCUCAUCCAGUUUGCAUAUUCAAACUACAAGCCCAAAGAUGAGUUUGUGUGGUGCCCAAGGAGAAUCCAGAUGAAGUGGCUGAGAAUGGAUGCCGUCAAGACCAGUUAUGAGCUCAAGUCUGAGCUUAGACACCAGAGAUGAAGCAAAUGAAGCUGUAAAAGGAGAAUCUGUCUGAACAUCUGGUAACGAUGACGGAAACCUGAACCCCUGAUGAGUAAUGACUGCAUUCAGUCACCUUUCUCUAAUGUUAAAAAAACCCCUCAUUUAGUCACUUGUCCACAUCAUAAACCACUUUAUUUACGACCCCUUUCAAAACAGAGUUACUCAGGGCUUUAUCAACUGCUUGAUAUAAAUAUGUUCACAUUUAUUUAUACAUACAUAUAUAUUUACAUAUAUAUAUAUAUAUCCAUCUUGUUCCAACUGGUGCUCGAACCCGGGACUCCUUGCUGCCCCCUAAAUAUAUUAAUACAAAAAUAUAACUAAAUUCUCCCCAUGAAAUGACUUACUUAGAAUAACUUUACUUUUUAGUGAGAAGUGAGAAAAAAGAGCCAGGCUCCUGAUUUUUUCUCUUUAUCCCUCUAAAUUGAGUGAUUAUUUUGGUGUUAUUGCGAUGAUCAAUAAAAUCACAUUUCAUGUCAUUCCUUAAAUGUUGGACGCUGUCAUUAGGAUAACACUGACAUGUUCAUUAAGUUAAAUGUUAGUGAGAGAAAGUUAAUAUGCUGUGUGUGAGUCAGUUGUGAUUCUCACGAGUUCAGAAACAGUUAAUGGUGGUUUGUGUUAUUUUGUGAUGAUCAACUCAUAUUUUUUGUAUUCAAUUUGAUUUCUGGGACUCAAGUUAUAUUUAUCCACUCCCUUUUUUGUUGUGCAUUAUUUUCCAAUGGAUACGUUUUACACUAAGGUUGGAGCUGCUGUGCUAUGACGUGGUGGAAAUGGUAUUUUCUGUGAUCGAUACAAUUGUAUGAUGACUGUCUACUGUGGUCAUAGAGUUCUUAUUCUUGCAUUUAUUCUGUUCACUUUUAUUAUUUCAAAUGCUUUAAAACAGUACAGUUCUUUUGAAGCUGAAAUGAACGAAGGAAGGAAAUGAAACUGAAAAUUGUCAGAAAUAAAAUUUCCAACAAACA
This is a messenger RNA of Solea solea (common sole), 1781 nucleotides long. Its product is annotated as opioid growth factor receptor-like. Gene Ontology annotation, cellular component: membrane. Gene Ontology annotation, molecular function: opioid growth factor receptor activity. Bases 49 to 801 code for a protein of 250 amino acids. The record is from RefSeq and is a predicted model, not a curated record. Lineage: Eukaryota; Metazoa; Chordata; Actinopteri; Pleuronectiformes; Soleidae. The transcript has 7 exons.